AUAAUGGACAAUGACUUUGCAUAUGGCUAUGAAUACAUUGGAUCAGCCAAUAGGAUUGUAAUGACACCAAUGACAGAAAGAGUCUUUGUUAGUCUUACACAGGCUGUCAAAUCUAACAUGGGUGGACUGUGUGUUGGACCUAAUUGGAGUGGUAGAAGGGAAAUUAUACAUGAAUUGAGUAUGUCCUUAGGAAGACCCCUAUAUAUGUUUAACUGCAGUAAAACAUUGGAUUCCUUUAUGUUAGCUGAUAUCUUUAAAGGACUAUCAUGUACAGGGGCUUGGAUCUGUCUCAAUAACAUUGCCAACAUCAAACCUGAUGUGCUCAGCAUAUGUGCUCAGUUAUUACAAACAAUACUGGAAAGUUUCAAAGCUGGUAAAACCAACGUAACCAUCCAAUCUGACGAGAUCAUACUGAAUCCACUCGGUGCCUGUUUUGGUACCAUCAGUGAUGAGAUCAACAUUGUACAUAACAAUCCAGAGAAACACCUCUUGUUUAACUCCAGUGUCACGAGUCUUCCUCCAAACCUUGUCAAAUCUUUCCGCAUUGUCUCCGUGUCUAAACCAGAUUUCCGUAUUUCAUUGGAAGUGAUGUUACUCAGCCAAGGUUUUCUGAGUGCCAGUGAGUUGUCAUACAAGUUACUAACUUUACAAGAGUUGGCAUCUAAUCUGUUAUCAACCGUACCACCUAUAGCUGUAAGACACCACACUUUCAGUCCUAAGUUAUCCCAAGGGUGGAGCUUACAGACGAUGGAAUCUAUAAUACAGGAGGCAGGGUCUAUUUUAGAUGAAUCACUGAAUGCAGUUAUCAAUGAGGAGAUCAUCAUUGAAGAAACGGUUGUUUUACCUGAUGAUGUUGCAAGUACAAAGCUAUCAUCAGAGGUUGGUACAGAGCCAGAACAGCUCCCACCAACUGAACACAAAACGUCGUCUUCUGUAGAACCAGAUACACUUGGCAGUCAGCAACAGCCCCCCACUGAGACUACAGAGAAUGGACAAGAAACUAUCAUUCCCACUGAUGAGAAGCGAUAUGAGAAUGAUGCUGUUGUGUUAGCGAUACGUGACAGUACAAUGCCUAAACUGCACGGCCGUGACUCUGAAGUGUUUAUUAGAAUGCUACAAGAUCUGUUCCCCGAUGUGGAUGUGCCUUUAGAUUUCGGUGGCAAUGAAGCUGACAAGGCUCCCUCCAACUUAGGUGAAAUUCAAAUGAAUACCCCAGUUGUAAAUAUGAGUUCUACCAUGUGUACCCAAGCAUUUACACCGAGCACAACACAUGAUAAGCAACCUUUAGAAGACAUGAAUGAAGCCAUCGCUGUCUCUACUGCAGAGUUAGGAUUAAUGCCUGGUGCCGUGUUCCAGGCUAGAGUUGCACAGUUUGCACUCCUCACUAAUACCCAUCAAUGUGUUCUUGUAGUUGGUCCUGCUGGCUGUGGUAAAAGCGAAUGCAUUAAUACAUAUGUUGGGGCUCAAAGAGAGAUGGGUAAAACAGUCAAUGUGCAAAGAGUUUUCACAAGAGCAGUGGAAUCACAAGAAUUACUCGGAUAUAUCGACCCAUCCACCAAAGAAUGGAGAGAUGGCUUAUUUCAGACAUUGAUUCGUAAACACUGUCUACAUGCCAAUACAGAGUUCCUGAACAGUAAACCGUUGGUUAAAGUGGUACAUAUGGAUGGAGAGGUUGAUGAACAUCAGAUGGAAGUUCUUGGAUGUGUGUUUAAUCGUAAUAAUAAUGAUGUCUUGGUGAUGGGUAAUAAUGAACGAAUCAGAUUAUCGGACUCUGUCAGAGUUCUAUGGGAGAUGGAAUCCUUGGCCAAUGUCAGUCCAGCAGUCCUCUCCAAGGUGGGAAUCUUAUCCAUGGAUAUGUCAGAUGUAGGCUGGAGACUUAUCGUUGCUAGAUGGUUGGAUUCCAGACCGGAACAUGAGCAAGACGUACUCAAAGAGUUGAUGGAUGUAUAUGUGGAAGGUACCUUACUGUACUUGGGUGCUUGUACACAGCCGGCUAUAAUGGGAAGAACUGGUCAGCCAAGGAUGAAACGCUACAUCAAUACCUCGGAUAUGAAUAUGGUGUCUACGCUGUGUACACUGAUGGAGGCACUGAUAUCGCAGCAGAAUGACUUGGAUGACUUACAAUACGAGAGAUAUUUCAAUUUUGCCGCGAUAUGGGCAUUUGGUGGCACACUGGAGGAACAAUACAGAUCUACAUUUAGUCAUUGGUGGAGAAAUCAGUGGCAGACAAGAGUGGAUUAUCCUGAACAGGGAGAGGUAUGGGACUACUUUGUAGACUCUGAAACCAACGAUUUCAUUCACUGGCAAGAUGCUGUUCCAGCUUACAGUAUGCCUCCCCAUGAAGGUAUUCCCAAUGAUGCGUUUGUACAUACAGUCUCUGUGGAGCAAAUAUCAUACCUGCUUGGUUUACUGAGUGACGCUGGCAAACCGGUAAUGUUGGUUGGUGAGAAUGGAUGCGGUAAAACUGGAAUUGUCAAUGACAGAAUUCGUACAGUAUGUUCUGGGGAAGUAGCCGAAGUAUUGGCACUCAAUGUACAUGCCAACAGGUUUACUACAGCUCAUCUACUGUGGCAGAGACUGGAAGAGAGAUUGGAAUGGAAACAUGGUAGGACUUACGUACCAAAAGGAAAUAAGAAACUAAUGUGUUUUGUAGAUGAUCUAAACUUAGCUAAGGUAUGUAUGCAGGGUUUCACAUAG
Messenger RNA from Saccoglossus kowalevskii, 2697 nucleotides. RefSeq lists its product as uncharacterized. The record is from RefSeq and is a predicted model, not a curated record. Lineage: Eukaryota; Metazoa; Hemichordata; Enteropneusta; Harrimaniidae. Gene Ontology annotation, cellular component: dynein complex. Gene Ontology annotation, molecular function: ATP binding; dynein intermediate chain binding; dynein light intermediate chain binding. Gene Ontology annotation, biological process: microtubule-based movement.